This is a messenger RNA of Staurois parvus, 272 nucleotides long. Lineage: Eukaryota; Metazoa; Chordata; Amphibia; Anura; Ranidae. The record is from the annotation of a GenBank genome assembly.
UUUUCUGGUUAUAGCGCCAAAAAUAAAAAGUGCACAGGUGAUCAAAUACCACCAGAAGAAUGCUCUAUUUGUGUUAAAAAAGGACAUAAAUUUCAUUUGGGGCAGCAUUGCAUGACCGCGCAAUUAUCAGUUGAAUUAGUGCAGCGCCGGGUAGCAAAAAGAGGCCUGGUCAUUAAGGGGGGUAAAUCCUCAGGAGCUCAAGUGGUUAAAUGAAAAACUGAAUUUUUGCUUGCACGUGAUUGGAUAAUGGAAGUCAGCAAAGCUUCACAUAA